This is a messenger RNA of Psilocybe cubensis, 1134 nucleotides long. RefSeq lists its product as uncharacterized. The transcript has 9 exons. The record is from RefSeq and is a predicted model, not a curated record. Bases 1 to 1134 code for a protein of 377 amino acids. Gene Ontology annotation, molecular function: FMN binding; oxidoreductase activity. Lineage: Eukaryota; Fungi; Basidiomycota; Agaricomycetes; Agaricales; Agrocybaceae.
AUGUCCUCUACCAAAGCCCUGUUCCAACCUCUUCAAAUCGGCGAUGUUACAGUGAAGAACCGUAUUCAUAUGGCCGCUCUCACCAGGAAUCGUGCUAAGGAUACAUACCCUUCAGACCUCAUCAAAGAGCAUUAUGUGCAACGCGCCAGUGCUGGCCUCAUCGUUACUGAAGCUAUUUUGGUAACGCGCCUGGGAACGGAGUGGCCCCAUGCACCAGGCCUGUGGGAGGACAAGCAUGUCGAAGGAUGGAAGAGCAUCGUGGACGCAGUGCAUGAGGCGGGUUCCAUUAUCUACGCACAACUUUGGCAUGUCGGACGUGUAGCGCAUCCCGACAUGGAGCAGCAGAAGCUCGCAGGAGAACCUGUGUACGGCCCUUCUGCAAUUGGUGCUCGAGGAGGAAAGUUCAGACUCCUUCCUGGCCAGCCCGGAUACGUCACACCAACAGCCAUUGAUGAUCCAUGGAAGAUCGUCGCAUUAUUCAAACGUGCCGCCGUCAACGCCAAAAAGGCCGGAUUUGAUGGUGUCGAAUUGCAUGGAGCAAAUGGAUACAUCAUUCACCAGUUUUUGGACAGCACCUCCAAUCAGCGCACCGAUGAAUGGGGUGGGAGCAUCGAAAACCGCGCACGUCUCGCCUUGGAGAUAAUCAAAGCAACGCAGGAGGUGUUUGGCCGCAAUGUUGCCAUCAAGCUCAGUCCUGCAGGAGGGUACAAUGACAUGGGCAUGCCUCUGCAGGAAACUCUGGACACCUACUCCUAUGUGAUCACCGAAGCUGACAAACUGGGCGUUUCUUAUUUCGCACUUGUCCGCUACGCUCUGUUUUUCGAUGUCGAAUAUGACGGCGUCCGCCGCGCAACCAAGCACGACGUGCUCGCGUCCUAUUCGCCCUACAUCAAGAACGCCAAAGUCAUCGUCAACUCGGGCGUAACCCCCGAAGAAGGCGAAGAGCUUGUCGCGGCGGGCAAGGCAGACGCCAUCUCGAUUGGUUUCAACUAUAUUACCCACCCAGAUCUUGUCGAGCGGGUUCAGCAUGGCAAGCCACUCGACAACAUCCCUGACAUGCCUCACAUGCAGACCAACAAGGACUCGGGUGACUGGAGGACCGGAUAUAAUGAUUACCCCACUGCUGUGUACUAG